Carlito syrichta (Philippine tarsier) is the source of this 1421-nucleotide messenger RNA. RefSeq names its product histamine receptor H2 (gene HRH2). Bases 342 to 1421 code for a protein of 359 amino acids. The transcript has a single exon. The record is from RefSeq and is a predicted model, not a curated record. Gene Ontology annotation, biological process: chemical synaptic transmission; G protein-coupled receptor signaling pathway, coupled to cyclic nucleotide second messenger; positive regulation of vasoconstriction. Gene Ontology annotation, cellular component: membrane; dendrite. NCBI's taxonomy places the organism in Eukaryota, Metazoa, Chordata, Mammalia, Primates, Tarsiidae. Gene Ontology annotation, molecular function: neurotransmitter receptor activity; histamine receptor activity; G protein-coupled serotonin receptor activity.
ACAUCAAAGCGGCCGCCAGACACACGCCCCAGUACCUCAGUCUCCACACAAAACCCGGCAGGAAGCUCGCUCUUCAGGGUACGGUCUGAGGACUGGAGUUUGCACCACGAACUUGGCUUCAAGGACUUGCCUUUCUUCUUCAUUUACACUCAUGCCCAUCACCGCUUUGUCUGCUGCUAGAGAAACAGUGCUGGGUCAGUCAUUGAAGCCCCCUGUUUGGACACGCUUUUGGGGGCUCUGUUGAGAGCCUGGAGCCUGGGGGUUGGCGUAAUUGUCCUAUCGGGAGCUGGGAAGACACAGCCGGGGGCCCUGGUCAGGGGACACAGCCACAGGGUCCCAGGAUGGCUCCCAAUGGCACAGCCUCUUCCCUUUGCCUGGACUCCACUGCGUGCAAGGUCAGCCUCAGCGUGGUCCUCGCGGUUCUCAUCCUCAUCACCGUCGCCGGCAAUGUGGUGGUCUGCCUGGCCGUGGGCUUGAACCGCCGGCUCCGAAACCUGACCAACUGCUUCAUCGUGUCCUUGGCCAUCACUGACUUGCUCCUCGGCCUCCUGGUGCUGCCCUUCUCGGCCAUCUACCAGCUGUCCUGCAAGUGGAGCUUCGGGAAAGUCUUCUGCAACAUCUACACAAGCCUGGACGUGAUGCUGUGCACGGCCUCCAUUCUCAACCUCUUCAUGAUCAGCCUCGACCGCUACUGCGCCGUCAUGGACCCGCUGCGGUACCCUGUGCUGGUCACCCCGGUCCGGGUCGCCAUCUCCCUGGUCUUGAUCUGGGUCAUCUCCAUCACCCUGUCUUUCCUGUCCAUCCACCUGGGGUGGAACAGCCGGAACGAGACCAGCAAGGGCGACCAUGCCGCCCCCAAGUGCAAAGUCCAGGUCAACGAGGUGUACGGGCUGGUGGACGGGCUGGUCACCUUCUACCUGCCCCUGCUGGUCAUGUGUGUCACUUACUACCGCAUCUUCAAGGUCGCCCGGGAUCAGGCCAAGAGGAUCAACCACAUCAGCUCCUGGAAGGCGGCCACCAUCAGGGAGCACAAAGCCACGGUGACGCUGGCUGCCGUCAUGGGGGCCUUCAUCAUCUGCUGGUUUCCGUACUUCACCGCGUUCGUGUACCGCGGGCUGAGAGGGGACGAUGCCGUCAACGAGGUGUUCGAAGCCAUCGUCCUGUGGCUGGGCUACGCCAACUCAGCCUUGAACCCUAUCCUCUAUGCUGCCCUGAACAGAGACUUCCGCACCGGCUACCAACAACUCUUCAGCUGCGGGCUUGCCGGCCGCCACCCCCACAAAGCCUCUCUGCGGUCCAGCAACUCUCAGCUGUCCAGGACCCAGAGCCGAGAACCCAGGCAGCAGGAAGAGAAACCCCUGAAGCUCCAGGUGUGGAGUGGGACAGAUGCCACGGCCCCCCAGGGAGCCACAGACAGGUAA